Ambispora gerdemannii is the source of this 2076-nucleotide messenger RNA. The record is from the annotation of a GenBank genome assembly. Lineage: Eukaryota; Fungi; Glomeromycota; Glomeromycetes; Archaeosporales; Ambisporaceae.
AUGCUUAAAGGCGGAACUGCUAUACGUGAUAGUAAAGGAAAAAUUAUUAAAGACGCGCCGUUUCAAAGUCGUGUUAAGCCUUCUGCUAGAGUUCAACCAGAUAGGCGGUGGUUUGGAAAUACUCGGGUAAUCGGCCAGAAACAACUGGAAGAUUUCCGGGAAAGUUUAGGGGCUAAAGUUAAUGAUCCAUAUCAAGUUUUAUUACGGCAGAAUAAAUUACCUAUGACUUUGCUCGCUGAUGCUGCCAAGGUGACUAGAAUGCACAUGCUGGAGACAGAAGCAUUUUCAGACACAUUUGGACCAAAGGCGCAACGAAAACGUCCUAAAAUUAAAGUUGAUUCGCUAGAGGAUUUAUUCAAUAGUACUAAAGAAUCGUUGGAAGGCUACGAUGAAAAAAAAGAUCCGUCAUUAUUAUCCAAUAUUAACACGGAUUGGAUAUAUGAGGCUCGUGAUAGUUUGUUCUCAAAGGGCCAAUCAAGACGUAUUUGGAAUGAAUUGUACAAGGUUAUCGAUUCUUCAGAUGUUGUAAUUCAUGUGUUAGAUGCACGUGAUCCAAUUGGAACACGAUGCAAGAACGUGGAACAAUAUCUGAAAAAAGAAGUCAGUCAUAAACAUCUGGUGUUCCUUUUGAAUAAGUGUGAUCUUGUUCCUACUUGGGUUACGGCAAAAUGGGUAUCAAUCUUAUCAAAAGAUUAUCCAACACUCGCAUUUCACGCAAGCAUCAACAAUUCUUUUGGUAAAGGAUCCUUAAUACAGUUAUUACGUCAAUUUGCAUCGCUGCAUUCGGAUAAAAAACAAAUAAGCGUUGGUUUCAUUGGCUAUCCAAAUACCGGCAAGAGUUCAAUAAUUAAUACGCUACGAAGCAAAAAGGUGUGUAAUGUCGCCCCGAUUCCUGGCGAAACUAAAGUUUGGCAAUACAUUACUCUUAUGAAACGUAUAUACCUAAUUGAUUGUCCUGGGAUUGUACCACCAUCACUUGAAGAUACAGAAACCGAUAUCGUGAUGAAAGGUGUUGUGAGAGUGGAAAAUCUAAAGACACCCGAGGAUUAUAUCGUUGAAGUGCUCAAACGGGUUCGUAAAGAGUAUAUUCAACGAACAUACGAAAUUAAUGAAUGGAAAGAUCAUUUCGAUUUUAUUGGACAAUAUGCACAAAAAACUGGCAAACUGUUAAAGAAAGGCGAGCCAGAUAUUCAUAUUGUUUCAAAGAUGAUAUUGAACGAUUGGCUCCGAGGUAAAAUACCAUAUUUUACACCGCCUCCUUUUGAUGAAGAAAUUUCGAGCAACGCGACAUCAGAGGUGAAAGAAAAAGAAGAGAAAAUCAUAAAAGAGGAAAAAAAGCAACCAAAAGGUGUCGAACAAAUAUUUCGUAAUAUUCAAGUUGUAACUGAUUUUCUUCCCGAUGAUUUGAGAAAAGAUGCGGAAGUUACCACAUCCGAAAGCAUUUCUCAGUAUUACGAUAAGAGUGAUGUUAUCGAAGAGAAUAUCAAAGAUGAGACGAAGGUUAAAGAUGAAAAUGAGGUGGUUGAUUGGGAUGAAAUAUUUCAAAAUGUUGUUGGAAAAGAGACUUCUGGAAUUGACGAAGUAAUAACAAUUGAUCUAACAAGAUCUACAACCGAAAGUGUGGCUGAUGACCAUGUUACAUUAUCGGGGCCUGAAUCUGAACACGAGUCGAUUCAAGAAACUCAAUUGUCGGAGCUUAAUGAAUAUUCAUCGUCUCGUAAGCGCAAGAGAAUCACUAGCAAUUCUUCACAUACAAGCAAAAGUCAUAAAAAAGGAAAACGAAAAAGGCAAGAAGAUAUUGAAGAUGUCGGCAAAUUAUUAGGAUCCAUGCAACCACGCAAAAAAGAGCCACGAAAAACCACAAACAAACAAAAGAUUGGUGUACAUUUUUACGAGACUGCGAAUGUCAAAAAUCGAAAUAGGAACCGAGUUAAGCCUCAGGAUACGUCAAAGUUUUUGAAAAAGUUUAGGAAUAUGGCUUCAAAUUUGAAACCACAACAAACCGAUAUUCCUACAAGAGAAGCAUAUAACGAAUCGUUUAUGAAUAAACAAUAUCAUCCAGCGAAACCAUUGUAG